Messenger RNA from Malassezia japonica, 252 nucleotides. RefSeq lists its product as uncharacterized. Gene Ontology annotation, cellular component: intracellular membrane-bounded organelle; endoplasmic reticulum membrane. The coding region runs from base 1 to 252 and encodes 83 amino acids. The record is from RefSeq and is a predicted model, not a curated record. The transcript has 2 exons. Lineage: Eukaryota; Fungi; Basidiomycota; Malasseziomycetes; Malasseziales; Malasseziaceae. Gene Ontology annotation, molecular function: heme binding.
AUGUCGAAGUCCAUUACUCUUGACGAACUGAAGCAGCACAACACCGAGGAGUCGGCCUGGGUUGCCGUCCAGGGCAACGUCUACGACGUGACCGAGUUCAUUGACGAGCACCCCGGUGGUCGCAAGAUCCUGCUCAAGAACAUUGGCUCCGACGCCACCUCGAAGUUCGUGAACUACCACCCUGACUACGUUCUCAAGGAGGUCGCGCCCAAGUUCAAGAUCGGCUCGCUCGCUGACGGAGCGAAGCUCUAA